Molecule: messenger RNA, 3700 nt
Organism: Mycetomoellerius zeteki
Lineage: Eukaryota; Metazoa; Arthropoda; Insecta; Hymenoptera; Formicidae
Product: tubulin polyglutamylase TTLL7-like
Biological process (GO): microtubule cytoskeleton organization; protein polyglutamylation
Cellular component (GO): ciliary basal body
Molecular function (GO): tubulin binding; tubulin-glutamic acid ligase activity; D-amino-acid oxidase activity
Source: RefSeq, a predicted model, not a curated record
GCGCGGUAUUUUGCGCGAGGAAUUCGCUGAAAGCGAAUCUGCAAUUAUUUCGCUCUCGCGGUAACGUUUUUCUUCAUGUCACGAACUAGUCGCGUUUCUCGUGUGAUCACGCAAUACAGAAGAAAUCAUUUCAAACUUUUGAGAAGCGAUAUCCGUUGAAAUUUGCGAAGAAAAUGCGUGUGGCCGUCGUAGGCGCUGGUGUAAUAGGAGUAACAAGUGCGUUUGCGGUAAAAAGCGCUUUCCCAAAUUAUGAUGUGAAGAUCUUCGCCGAUGCAUUCUCACCUGACACCACUGGCGAUGGAAGUGCUGGUUUAUGGACUCCUUUUCUCCUCGGUGACACACCUGUCGAGGACAUAACUCGAUGGGCUGGCAACACAUAUCAGUGGUUCGAGCAAUUGUGGAAAGCUGGGUUGUCAUCGAAAACGGGUGUUUCUCUGCUGCCUGUAACUUAUGUUACUAGCGAUUAUAAAGGUGAUGUUGAACCAAUAUGGGUAAAAUUUGUUUAUGGCUUUCAAAAAUUAAGUAACGAAAGAUUACAACGCUUAAAUGAAGAACACAAGUCUAAUUACAAACAAGGUAUACAAUUUAUAACUUAUACUGCUGAAGUUCUAUUCCUGCCGUGGCUCAUGGAAAAGUUUAUUGCUUUGGGCGGAAAAAUGGAAAGAAGAAACAUUAAAAUGUUGUACCAAUUAGCAGAAGAAGGAUAUGAUCUAAUAAUAAACUGCAGCGGGCUCGGUGCACGAGAACUCGUCGCGGAUGAAACAAUGAUGCCUAUUAGAGGUCAGGUGUACAGGGUAAAAGCACCUUGGGCAAUGCAUAUUUUUUUGGUGGACGAUGAUGCCUGCAAUUACAUCAUCCCUAACAUCCACAGCGUCGUAAUAGGCGGUACUCAUCAAGAAGGCGAUUUCGAUCGUUCUGUACGAGAGAAGGAUUCGAAACACAUUUAUGAUGGAUGUUGCCGCAUAAUGCCGUCUCUAAAGGGGAGUGAAAUAAUACGCGCGUGGGUGGGCCUUCGACCAGGACGACCGCGAGUUCGUCUGGAGUGCGAGAGCCUCAGCUCGUCCAUGGGAAAAGAGUUCAAGGUGAUACACAAUUACGGCCACGGUGGAAGUGGCGUGACGCUGUGCUGGGGGUGCGCCAUGGAUGUCGUGGAGAUGAUAAAAAACUUGAAAGUGCCUGAAUUAAACUCCAAACUAUGGAAAGCAGCAGUGGUCAUGAUCGUCGUCGAAUACAGCGAUAAGCAUCCGGUGACAUCGCGCGAUUUUAAAAACGGUAAUUCCAGAAACGAGAGCUUAACAAACAGUCAAAGCAUCAGCGAGUCCGACAAGAAGCAAUCCUGCAAAUCAUCAUUUCAAAAUCAGAAAUAUAUUGGUCCUAACAAUUUCUCGAACUUAUCGCUUGCAAACGACAGAAUAGGUGUCGCCAAGUAUGAUUUCGAGCAGCAUCACUGGAAGAUCACCGCAGAUAAAGGCAAUAACACAGAUGCAUUGUGCGAAGGAAAUGAUUCAAAGCGGCACAAGAAGGAUGUGCAAGAAACGUCAAAGACCAGGAAUAAGAAAAAGCGGAGAUUUUUAACAAUUUGCACGGUGAAUUGCAAGUACGACGUGGUUAGACGCGUGGCUGUGCGAUUCGGGAUGAGAGAAGUUACGGAGGAUAGUAGUUGGGAUCUUUAUUGGACCGACCUGAGCAUCAGCAUAGAGCGUGUUAAAGACAUGAAGAGGUUCCAGAGGAUCAAUCAUUUCCCUGGGAUGACAGAGAUAUGUAGAAAGGAUCUACUCGCUCGUAAUCUCAAUCGCAUGCAGAAGCUGUUCCCGAAGGACUACAAAUUUUUCCCGAAAACUUGGUGCUUUCCCGCGGAUCUCGGUGAUGCGACGACUUACGCUAAGACGCGGAGAUCGAAAACCUUCAUCGUUAAACCGGAUGCUGGCUGCCAAGGUCGUGGUAUUUAUUUAACAAAACAUUUAAAGGACGUCAAACUAAGCGAACGUUUGAUCUGUCAAGUAUACAUCGCAAGGCCCUUCUUAAUAGACGGAUACAAAUUUGAUCUACGUAUUUACACACUAAUCACGUCAUGUGAUCCUCUCAGAAUCUAUGUGUAUAACGAAGGACUCGUGAGAUUUGCAACUAGCAAAUACAAGGAACCGAUCGGAUACAAUAUUUCUAAUAUGUUUAUGCAUUUGACAAAUUACUCCAUUAACAAGCAUAGCCGAAUGUACAUAAUCGAUGACGAAAUUGGCAGCAAAAGAAAAAUAUCAACAUUGAAUAAGUGGUUUAAAACGAAAAAUGUCGAUGUAGAUGAAUUAUGGAGUAAAAUCGACGAAAUUAUAAUUAAAACCAUAAUCGCUGCAUAUCCCGUAUUGAAACAUAAUUAUCACGCGUGCUUCUCGAUGCACAAUAUGACUUGCGCGUGUUUCGAGCUAUUAGGAUUCGACAUUUUGCUCGACUGGAAACUCAAGCCUUACCUUCUUGAAGUAAAUCACUCGCCAAGCUUUCACACAGAUGCACAGAUAGAUAGAGAGGUAAAGGAAGGAUUGCUGAUGGACACCUUCGAUAUAUUAAAUUUACAACAAUACGAUAAGAAGAAAAUAAUAGAGGAAGACAGGAAACGAAUCAAAGAGCGACUUCUUCAAGGCUUAAACGGAAAGGAUCUUAGAAACGAGAGCAAUUACGUGCAGAGGCAAUUUCAGUGGGAGGACGACCAUAUGGGCAAUUUCCGAAGAAUUUAUCCAUGCUUUGACGAGGAUAAAUAUCAGUCUUUCUUCGCACAGAAUGCUCUUUCUGUUUUUCAAGAUACAGUGGCAUCAAGAGCGCGCGAAGAAGCAUCGAGAAUAGAGAGAGAAGAGAACGAGCUGAAAGCAAAAGAGGAAGAACGCAAACGAACAGUCGGAAAAUGGAGCGAGCAAAAAUUAGGCCCUGAAAGUUCAAACGCACCAAAGAAAUUUCAAGAGAAAAAUAAAUCCGCAGGCGUGAUAAGAAAAAACAUCAAUAAGCAGGAUGCAGAGGGAUCUCCUACCAAUGCCCUGUACUCUUUCGAGCCUGAAAUCAUAUCGGAGUCUGAAGAGAAGGAACGAAUAACAGCCUUGGCGCAGAGGGAUUUUCUCAUCAAGAGCUACGGCUUGCUCGAGCAGAUAUACGUGGCGAUGAAGAGAAACGGCAUGUUACGACCCGCUGACGAGAGAAAGUACGGUUUGUACAGCAGGCUGGGAUUACACGCAAACACGAACCGCAGCACAUGCUCUUCCUCGCACAAAUCCCAUCAUCGUCAAAACGGCCAUCUAGAUGCCACAAAAGCGACCACGAACCAAUGUCCGCAAUGUUUCCUGAGAGUGAAUGAACACAAAUCGAUGAAUAAUCAGCGUCAGUUUAACAAUUCAAACAGAAGCUUGUGGAUAACAUGCAACGAGGCACUCGUUUACGUUCGUCCGAAAAUACCACAAAGCCUGUGGAUGGAAGAAAUGAAUUCUAAUAAUCAUAUCGGACGAGUAACAAAAGCACACGUUGCUAGAACAUUGUCGAAUACUGUCCGGCUGCACACUCUCGAGAGAAGAGAAUCCUCCCAUUCGGCGAAAUCUAAAGUUGAUGUUACCACUCAGCACCGAGGAUGAACGGGUCAUCUUCUCUAUCCAGAGUUAAAAAGCAAAGAAAUAUGCUACUUAAUAUGAUAAAAGGAAUUAUUUUUCCGAAAGAUAUAAAAAAUACA